Molecule: messenger RNA, 988 nt
Organism: Prosopis cineraria
Lineage: Eukaryota; Viridiplantae; Streptophyta; Magnoliopsida; Fabales; Fabaceae
Product: germin-like protein 9-3
Exons: 1
Coding region: 32-658 (208 amino acids)
Cellular component (GO): cell wall
Molecular function (GO): manganese ion binding
Source: RefSeq, a predicted model, not a curated record
ACAAGGUCACAACUAAAGUAACUUUAACAAGAUGGCUUUGUCCUCAUCAAUAUCUCUUCUUUUGCCAUUGUCUCUACUUGCUUUCUUGAUCAACAACAAAAUUUCUCUUGCAGGUGAUCCAGAUAUCAUCUCAGAUUUCACAAUCCCACAAAAUAACAACACUACAAUCAAUGGAUCUUUCUUCACUUACACAGGACUGAGAGGAUUAUUGAUCCAUCCUCAAACUUCAUUCAAAACAACGAAAGUCACUAUGCUUGAAUUCCCAGCUCUUAAUGGCCUAAGCAUAUCAUAUGCUCUAUUUCAGUUUCCUUCUGGUACCAUCAACCCUCCUCACACUCACCCACGUGCCUCGGAGCUUCUGUUCCUUCUCCAUGGUUCAUUACAAGUUGGUGUCGUUGAUACGAAACUCAAUCUCUACAAACAAACCCUAGAAGCUGGAGAUAUGUUCAUAUUUCCAAAGGGGUUGAUCCAUUAUCAGUAUAAUCCUCAUGUUGUUCAUGCCACUGCCAUUUCUGCCUUUGGAAGUGCAAAUGCAGGAACAGUUUCUGUGCCUAUUUCAUUGUUUGGAUCUGGGAUUGAUGAAGAGGUUUUGGCAAAAUCUUUCAAGAUUGAUGUUUUCUACUGUGAAGAGAUUAUUGACUCUGUCAAAAAGUCUUGAGGUGAUCAUGUGAAAGGUUUAGCGCUCUUCUAGUGUGAUAUUGAUGCUGUCUUCUUCUUCUUCUUCGGUUUGGAUUUAGAUCAAGUGUUUUAAUCUAUAAUAUCUGCUAAUUUUGCCAAUGAAUCUCCUUGUUGUCUAUAUCCCUUAAGUUUCUUGUUAUUGUAGUUUAAUUUAUGCUAAGUACUAGCAUGUGAUUUAUAACAUCCUGCCAUAAUAAAUAUUUCUGUUGCAGCUAUUUACAAGUGUUAAAAGUACUGUAUGAUCUCAUUUAAUUGUUGUAUUGUUUUGUAUUUUAUAUCUCCUGGCCCUAUUAUAUAGGAAACCUUUUAA